GAAAACAUAUUAUGGUGUUGCCACACAUUUCCCAUAUGGCGCAGGCAUACCCAAAUCAUCGUGGCUUGAAAGUCAACUCCGCCAUUUCAACUUUAUUCCUCCUCUUACUCUUACUCAUAAUUCCAAGACCCAUAACCGCAGAAUGCUACACAUCCAUCUUUGCAUUUGGCGACUCACUUACAGACGUCGGAAACCGGGUUAUUCUCUCCGACGACCCUAACAGCUUUAAAAUAUCCCAUCCUCCUUAUGGAGAAACCUUUUUUCAUCAUCCCACCGGUCGAUGUUCCGAUGGCCGUCUCAUCAUAGAUUUUAUAGCGGAGUACUACGGACUGCCAUACAUGCCUCCAUCAGCUAGUGUUAUGAUGAACGGCGGCAUAAAAGCGUCGGAUAUUGAGGGAGGUGUGAAUUUCGCGGUUACCGGAGCUGCUGCAGCCCACUCGGCGUUCUAUGAAGAAAGAGGGAUAAUCGAUACCACUACGAAUUGCUCCCUCAGAGUUCAGAUGGGAUGGUUCAAACAACUGUUGCCAUUUUUCUGUGGCACACCAUCAGAAUGUCACGAGAAGCUCAGAAGCUCACUAUUUGUGGUGGGACCAAUUGGGAGUAAUGACUAUCGUAAUGGACUUUCACAAGGAAAAGAUAUAAAAGAGAUAAGAUCAUAUGUUCCCAUAGUUAUCGAUACAAUCAGAGCUACCAUCAAUGAUUUGAUUGAACUUGGCGCAAAGACAAUCAUGGUGCCCGACACUUCUCCAGAUGGUUGUCUAGCCAGUGUCCUCACUGAUUUUGAAAGUAGCAACAAGGUAGAUUAUGAUCCAACUGGUUGCCUUAAUUGGAUGAAUGAAUUGAACGAUUACCACAAUCAACACCUUCAACAACAACUUGAUACCAUUCAAUAUUGUAAUCCUGGUGUUGAUAUUAUAUAUGCUGACUUUUAUAAUAUUAGCAUGGAACUUUAUCGUCAUUCUGAAAAAUAUGGAUUCAUUCGAUCCCUUGCAGCUUGUUGUGGUGUAGGAGGGAAAUAUAAAUUCAACGACGACGUAAGAUGUGGUGACAUAGAAGUAAAGAGUUGUCCUGAGCCAUGGCUUCAUAUUGAUUGGGAUGGAUAUCACAUGACAGCUAAAGCAAAUAUAUUGGUUUCUAUGGCUCUACUAGAUGGAACAUAUACAAGUCCUCCCAUUAAUACUUUGUGUGCUCCUUCUAUGAAGUUCACCUAUUACGAUUAAGAGUAUUUUUGUAAUUGUCUUUUACCUACAUGUUGCACCUUUGCAUUAAUAUGGCGGUGUUUAGCAAUUGAUGGAUAAUUGAUAGAUUAUAUCAUAUUGUAUUCACCAAAAGCUAAUAAUAAAUUAUAUUUGAAUGCUAA
Ipomoea triloba (trilobed morning glory) is the source of this 1360-nucleotide messenger RNA. Its product is annotated as GDSL esterase/lipase At1g28590-like. Lineage: Eukaryota; Viridiplantae; Streptophyta; Magnoliopsida; Solanales; Convolvulaceae. The record is from RefSeq and is a predicted model, not a curated record. Gene Ontology annotation, molecular function: hydrolase activity, acting on ester bonds. The transcript has 5 exons. The coding region runs from base 12 to 1220 and encodes 402 amino acids.